Messenger RNA from Notolabrus celidotus (New Zealand spotty), 1704 nucleotides. It is a transcript of the gene phyh, whose product is annotated as phytanoyl-CoA 2-hydroxylase. NCBI's taxonomy places the organism in Eukaryota, Metazoa, Chordata, Actinopteri, Labriformes, Labridae. The transcript is spliced from 9 exons. The coding region runs from base 82 to 1086 and encodes 334 amino acids. The record is from RefSeq and is a predicted model, not a curated record. Gene Ontology annotation, molecular function: phytanoyl-CoA dioxygenase activity. Gene Ontology annotation, biological process: fatty acid alpha-oxidation.
UGCUCUUUGCCCCAGUCAGACCCUCUAUAAGCAUAUGACCGUGUUUCCUGGGAUCACUCCUGGGUACAGGCUGAUAGGACAAUGUCUCGGGCUGCGGACAGACUCAGACUGCUGAUCAGUCAUCUAGAUGGAUCUCCAGAUGGACUUAAAGCUGUUCAAACUUCUGCUCAAACUGUCACAUACAGUCACCCACAGAGGCUGAGGUACAGUGUUGAUACCUCUGACCUGCUGACCCCAGAACAGAGAUACUCAUACGAGGAAAAUGGCUUCAUCCUCAUCAAGAAUCUGGUGUCCGAAUACGACAUCGACAGGUUCAAGAGUGAGUUUGAAAGGAUCUCCCGACAGGACGUGAGGGUUCCAGGUCUGGUGGUGAUGAAGGACGUCGCAAUUGUGAAAUCAGAAUAUGUUCCAGAUCAGAGAGCAAUCUCCAAGCUCCAGGACUUUCAGGAAGAUCCUGAACUGUUUCGGUACUGCACCCUGCCAGAGAUUCUGAAGUAUGUGGAGUGUUUUACUGGUCCCAACAUCAUGGCCAUGCACACAAUGCUGAUCAAUAAGCCUCCAGAUGCAGGUAAAAAGACUUCUCGCCACCCGAUGCAUCAGGACCUGCAUUACUUCCCCUUCCGCCCAGCCGACAAGAUCGUCUGCUCUUGGACGGCGAUGGAGAAGGUGGACAGGAAGAACGGUUGCCUGGUUGUCCUGCCGGGAACACACACUGGUACGCUGCAGGAGCAUGACUACCCUGAGUGGGAGGGUGGUGUAAACAAGAUGUACCAUGGAGUGCGUGGCUACGACCCACAGCACCCAAGGAUACACCUGGAGAUGGAGAAGGGAGACACCGUCUUCUUCCAUCCGCUGCUGAUCCACGGCUCUGGCAUGAACCAGACACAGGGCUUCCGCAAGGCCAUCUCCUGCCACUAUGCCAGUGCUGACUGCUAUUACAUUGAUGUGAAGGGAACAACGCAGGAAAACAUUGAGAAAGAGGUGAAGGAGAUCGCAGCCAGGAAGUAUGAUAUCGGUGAAAUUUCCUUCGAGGAUACCUGGGCUUUCAGAGGCCGCCUGGUGCAAGGAGAGAGGACUUCACUUUGAAGACACUUCAGGUUGACUCCAAAAACCUGGUGCACCGUGACAGGAUGACCCACCACUGAGCUAACAUGAGAGUAAAUCGAUGAGAAGUAUUACCACAUGUUAACCUGAGACACAAAGGGUUUAAAGCUCCUCUUGAGUAAAAUGGAAAUCAUUUAUUUUCAUAUAUUUUCUUAUUAAUUUCUGUAGAUUAACAAAACUUCAGAGUUUGUGCUCACUGUAAUAUGUGGAGAUGUAAUUUGAGCAUGUUGUUCUCUUUAACAUGAAAUAAUGUUUAAUAUAAAAAUGUAUUUUACCUUAUACAGAAGUGGGUACACAGUCCUCUGGAGAAUCACACCUGACAUUCAGGACUACUCCAGUGAAUCACUUUACUGCACACAAAGCAGUUUUAGCAGCACUUAAUGGAAAGAAAGGAAUGUUAAAUUCAAAGAUAAAGAAGCUUACAGGACAUGAAAUGUUGAUGAAGAAAUGUAAGAAUUGUUGAGUGUGUGAGAGAGACAGCAAGUGAGAGAGAAGAUGCAAAGCAAUGUGUGAAUGAAGAUGUAAACAAUCAGAGAUAUCUGUAGCCUUUGCUGAUUAAAGCUCUCAGAGGCCUUUACCUGAUCCUGCCUUCUAAACCUA